Molecule: messenger RNA, 1387 nt
Organism: Teleopsis dalmanni
Lineage: Eukaryota; Metazoa; Arthropoda; Insecta; Diptera; Diopsidae
Product: mitochondrial carrier homolog 2-like
Exons: 5
Coding region: 267-1253 (328 amino acids)
Source: RefSeq, a predicted model, not a curated record
UUUGAAGCAAAUAUAUUUUAUUAUCGUAACAUUGUUUCUGAAUCGUAAUAUUAGUUGGACACGUUAUUCUUGUCAAAAGUUUUUAAAUUUUUUUGUAUACAACACUGCGAAUUUUGUUUUUGACAAAUCGAAGAGACUUUUUGACGUGCCUUUUAUCACGGAGAAUUUGUGCGAUUUGCAAAACAUUGACCGGUACGGUUUUGUAGUGACUAGCAUUGGUGAAGGAGGUUUUCUUAGGAAGAGUGGUGUAAUUAAAUAAUAUCAAGAUGUUAGCACCGCCCGGGGCACAUUCUAAUAUACAUGGCAAUGACUUAGCUGAUGAAAAAGAGGUAAAUGAAUGGACUCGUUUUGGAUUUCGCAUUGCUGUUGGUGCGGCGCUACAUCCUUUUGAAUAUGCUAAAGUCUUGGCUCAACUUGGUUAUGAACCAAUUGCUCCGCGCCCUGGAAAGUCCCUGCUUGGCAAAGAUAUAUUAGUUUUGCCAAAUAUGUUUCAAUAUGUGGGUUAUAUACGAAGAAUGGACGGUUUCUAUGGAAUGUAUCGUGGACUUUCUCCAAAAAUAUUUGGCAAUCUACUUGCAUUUGUUUGCAGUGAAAAAGUAAUUACAGCUUUUAAAUUACCUACAGCUGAAGAAUGUAAAUUGAAGGAUGAUGUUGACUUAAGUGAUGAGGAGCUGUAUUUACAAUUUAAAUUAAAUUUAAAACGCGAUUUAGUAAUUAGUAUGACAAGCAUUAUUGUAUGCCAACCCUUUCACGUGAUUUCCCUACGAAUGAUGGCACAGUUCAUUGGUGGAGAAAAAAUAUAUCAAUCUAUAGUUGGUUCCAUUAUUGAAAUUUACAAAUAUGAGGGUAUUAGUGGAUUCUUUAGUGGUUUACUUCCAAAAUUGAUAGGUGAUGUAGCCAGCCUUAUAUUGACAAGUACCACCGUAUUUAUGCUUAAUAAAUACUUAAUAAAAGAUAAAGUUGGUAGACAUUAUAAUUCUGGACUUACACAGUUUGCCAUUGCCAGUAUGUUGUAUCCUUUCCAAGUUGUUGCUAGUUGUAUGUGUGUAACUGGCUCCCGUCUUAUGGCCGCAAGUCCACCGAUGAUGCCGAUGUACAGAAAUUCAAUUGAUUGUUGGAACCAUUUAUCAUCACUGGGUGAACUUAAGCGUGGUAAUGCUUUCUUUUUGCGGUAUGUGCCUGGACCUAGGAAGAAUAAUUACAUUAGCCAAACUAAUUAUUCAAUUAUGCCACCAUUAAGUAAGAAGCAAUAGAUCACUACAAAAUUCGUUACAAAGAGUUCAAAAACUAUUUCAUGAAGUUUACAAUCAGAAGACAAUGCAUUUGGAAAAACAACAACAACAAACAUUUUAAAAAAAAAAACAACGCAUUUAUUUCUAAUAAUUAA